GCAGUGCAGGUGCCGCGAGGUGGAGAAACUCUCGGAAAGGGGUCAUUUCUCUCUCGCGCUUUCGCUCGGGCUCUUGCUACUACUCUACCACGACGACGACGACGAAGUGUGGUGCAGCAGCACACGAUUAGGUAGCAGAUCUGGAGCGGGGUUUGCAUCUCGGAAGGUUUGAUUGGGGCGACAGAGGUUGGGCAAAAUGCCGGUGGCGGCAUCUGCCAUCUAUUUCCUCAACCUUCGAGGAGAUGUGCUCAUCAACCGGUUGUACCGGGAUGAUGUGGGAGGCAACAUGGUGGAUGCUUUUCGCACCCACAUUAUGCAGACAAAAGAUCUGGGUACAUGUCCAGUGCGACAAAUAGGAGGCUGCUCUUUUUUGUACAUGCGCAUCAGCAAUGUGUACAUAGUCACUGUUGUUAGCAGCAAUGCCAAUGCAGCUUGCGCCUUCAAAUUCGUGGUUGAGGCAGUCGCACUUUUCAAGUCGUACUUUGGAGGGGCGUUCGAUGAGGAUGCGAUCAGGAAUAAUUUUGUGCUCAUCUACGAGCUUCUUGAUGAGAUUAUGGAUUUUGGGUAUCCCCAAAACUUAUCCCCAGAGAUUUUGAAACUUUAUAUUACUCAAGAAGGUGUUCGUUCUCCAUUUUCAUCCAAGGCCCUAGAUAAUAGGCCACCAAUAAAUGCAACCCUUCAAGUUACGGGAGCUGUUGGUUGGAGGCGAGAAGGUCUUGUUUACAAGAAAAAUGAGGUCUUUCUCGAUAUUGUGGAAAGUGUCAAUCUCCUCAUGUCUCAGAAAGGAACUACUUUGCGUUGUGACGUGACUGGCAAGAUUUUAAUGAAGUGCUUCCUUUCGGGAAUGCCGGAUCUGAAACUUGGACUCAACGACAAAAUAGGACUGGAAAAAGAAGCUCAAGCCAAGGCCCGACCAUCGAGAAGUGGCAAGACAAUUGAGCUUGAUGACGUCACAUUCCACCAGUGUGUGAAUCUUACGAGAUUCAAUGCCGAGAAGACAGUCAGUUUCGUUCCACCGGAUGGAGAGUUUGAACUGAUGAAGUAUCGUAUUACAGAAGGUAUCAACCUACCUUUUCGGGUGCUGCCUAGCAUCAAGGAGUUGGGUCGGACCCGAAUGGAGGUCAAUGUUAAGGUCAAGAGUGUAUUUGGGGCCAAAAUGUUUGCACUUGGAGUGGUGGUCAAGGUGCCUGUUCCCAAGCACACAGCCAAGGCUAAUUUUCAGGUGACCUCUGGAAGAGCAAAGUACAAUGCGGCUACCGACUGCUUAGUGUGGAAGGUGAGGAAGUUUCCUGGACAAACGGAACUAACAAUGAGUGCCGAAGUGGAGCUGAUAUCAACAAUGGUUGAAAAGAAGUCUUGGACGAGGCCUCCCAUUCAGAUGGAGUUCCAGGUUCCCAUGUUUACUGCAUCCGGCCUACGGGUUCGCUUUUUGAAGGUAUGGGAGAAAAGUGGUUACAGCACUGUUGAAUGGGUGCGCUACAUCACAAGAGCCGGUUCAUACGAAAUUCGGUGCUAAUUUGGAACAUUUGCCCAUGGCGGGUUAGACUUGUAGACGGUGAGAGACAAGAUAUAUGUCUGGUUGGUCCGAAGACUUUUCUUCGUUGCCAUGUAUUGAAGGCAACAGUAGUCGGUGUCUUCACUAAUUAAAAUGAGACAGCCAAAGCUCCUGUGCAUUGGCAGCAAGGUGUCCUAUUUCGGAUAAAUGGUUUCACUAUAUUUUAGUGCUUUUAAAACACUUGAUUCCGUAGUUACACAGUUGGUCACGAGCACGCCCAAUACCAAUAUUCUUGGGAAUGGUGUAGUAGUUCGUUUGUAUUUGGCUUCUUAUUAUGAAAUGGUUUAUGAAUGGCGCAAUACUCUGUA
This is a messenger RNA of Physcomitrium patens, 1863 nucleotides long. RefSeq names its product AP-2 complex subunit mu. Gene Ontology annotation, biological process: vesicle-mediated transport; intracellular protein transport. Gene Ontology annotation, cellular component: clathrin adaptor complex. NCBI's taxonomy places the organism in Eukaryota, Viridiplantae, Streptophyta, Bryopsida, Funariales, Funariaceae. The record is from RefSeq and is a predicted model, not a curated record.